Messenger RNA from Oryza brachyantha (malo sina), 2121 nucleotides. Its product is annotated as protein DETOXIFICATION 16-like. Gene Ontology annotation, cellular component: membrane. Gene Ontology annotation, molecular function: antiporter activity; xenobiotic transmembrane transporter activity. Gene Ontology annotation, biological process: xenobiotic detoxification by transmembrane export across the plasma membrane. NCBI's taxonomy places the organism in Eukaryota, Viridiplantae, Streptophyta, Magnoliopsida, Poales, Poaceae. The record is from RefSeq and is a predicted model, not a curated record. The transcript is spliced from 8 exons. Bases 175 to 1641 code for a protein of 488 amino acids.
UUGUCCUCAACUUUUCUGACGGUUUCAAACUUUGUUGUUCUUGGCCAAUAGCUGCUAUCAAUAAUAGAGUUCUUCUUCGGUUUCACUUCCAUACACUGACUGACUGAGCUCUCAGAUCAUAACUCAGAAGCAUGUCGCAAUCACUGAGCUACUGAGGUGUAGUGAUCGCAUCGCAUGGAAGCUGCCAUGAAGGCAGCGAUGGAGGAGCCACUCCUCGCCGACACCGGUGACGCAGGGAAGAACGGCGGCGACGAGGAGGAGGAGAGCCUUGUGGUGAUAGAGGUCAAGAAGCAGCUGUGCCUCGCCGGGCCGCUCAUCGUCGGCAUGCUGCUGCAGAACGUCGUCCAGAUGAUCUCCGUCAUGUUCGUCGGCCACCUCGGCGAGCUCGCCCUCUCCAGCGCCUCCAUGGCCACCUCCUUCGCCGGCGUCACCGGCUUUAGCCUGCUGGCCGGCAUGGCGAGCAGCCUGGACACGCUGUGCGGCCAGGCGUUCGGCGCGAAGCAGCACCACAUGCUCGGCGUCUACAAGCAGCGGGCGAUGCUGGUGCUCGCGCUGGCGAGCGUCCCGGUGGCGGUGGUAUGGGCAUUCACCGGCGACAUCCUCGUGCUCGUCGGCCAGGACCCGGAGAUCGCGGCGGGGGCCGGGAGCUACAUCCGGUGGAUGAUCCCGACGCUGUUCGUCUACGGGCCGCUGCAGUGCCACGUCCGGUUCCUGCAGACCCAGAACGUGGUCCUGCCGGUGAUGCUCAGCUCCGGCGUGACGGCGGCGAACCACGUGCUCGUCUGCUGGCUCCUCGUGCGCCGGCUCGGGCUGGGCGCCAAGGGCGCCGCGCUCGCCAACGCCGUCUCGUUCCUCACCAACGUCUCCGUGCUGGCGGUCUACGUCAGGCUCUCGCCGUCGUGCAGGCGCACCUGGACCGGGUUCUCCGGCGAGGCGUUCCGCGACGUGCUCGGCUUCUUGAGGCUCGCCGUGCCAUCUGCGCUGAUGGUCUGCAUGGAGUGGUGGUCGUUUGAGCUCCUGGUGUUGCUCUCCGGCCUUCUGCCUAAUCCCAAGCUUGAGACGGCCGUCCUAUCCAUCUGCUUGAACACCAACUCCUUCGCGUUCAUGGUGCCACUUGGACUUGGUGCUGCCAUAAGUACGCGCGUGUCGAAUGAGCUCGGAGCUGGGCGACCGCAGGCGGCACGCUUGGCGACCCGUGUGGUCAUGAUCCUGGCGUUCUUGGUGGGCACAUCGGAGGGCCUGGUGAUGGUUCUCGUUCGCAACCUGUGGGGGUAUGCGUACAGCAACGAGAAGGAAGUGGCAGAGUACAUUGCUAAGAUGAUGCCUAUUCUCGCGGUGUCCAUCCUGUUCGAUGGAAUUCAGUGUGUUCUGUCGGGUGUUGUUAGGGGCUGUGGACGACAAAAGAUCGGUGCUUUCAUCAACCUAGGGGCUUACUACUUGGCUGGUAUCCCUCCAGCAUUCUUUUUUGCGUUUGUCUGCCACCUAGGAGGAAUGGGACUCUGGUUUGGAAUAUUAUGCGGACUAGUGGUGCAGAUGCUUUUGCUUCUCACCAUCACCUUGUGCACCAACUGGGAUAAAGAAGCAAUGAAAGCGAAGGAUAGAGUAUUCAAGUCAUCACUUCCUAUAGACUUGGCAACAUGAGAUUACAUCAACCGAAGUGCCAAAGUACGCAGUUCCAUUGGAUGCAAAGAAUUACAGCUAAAUUAGAUCAGGUGCACUGGGCAGAAUCAAUGAGCUUUUAUUGUCUGAUUUAGCUGUAACGAGUACAGAGUACUGGUACACCGAUGUCGGAAGUGCUAUGCAUCGUCCAUGCGAGAUGAACAUGCUGAGUACUAAUUGACAGGUUUUUGUAGCGUGCAAAAACCUGUUAGAUUUUGUAUUGCACGUUCUAGAUGUACCAAAUGUUUGAUUUUUUUUAUGAGAAUUAAAUUUACUUUAAUGAAAAAUCACAAAAGUAGAGGUCAUCCGAGGAAAAUCGUGAAUUUAGGGGUCUAUCGAACGGUGGAUGUUCGACUGGGGCCUGUUGAACGGAGGGAGUUUGACAGGGCCCACCACCCAUUCGACUGUUGAGCCAGCCGGGUCUGUCGAACUGCCGCAGUUCGAUAGGGGGCCUGUCAAACU